This is a messenger RNA of Medicago truncatula (barrel medic), 1567 nucleotides long. Its product is annotated as probable WRKY transcription factor 10. The transcript has 3 exons. Gene Ontology annotation, molecular function: DNA-binding transcription factor activity; transcription cis-regulatory region binding. The record is from RefSeq and is a predicted model, not a curated record. Gene Ontology annotation, biological process: regulation of DNA-templated transcription. Gene Ontology annotation, cellular component: nucleus. The coding region runs from base 26 to 1438 and encodes 470 amino acids. NCBI's taxonomy places the organism in Eukaryota, Viridiplantae, Streptophyta, Magnoliopsida, Fabales, Fabaceae.
UAAAUACCAAUUUGUUUCUUCUUCAAUGGAUAAUGAUGAUAGGGAUCUCUUUUCUAUUGUUCGUAGCUGCAACGCUACUACAUUUACUACUCCUACCACCAUUUUUGAAAAUUCACCGCCACCUCAAAUCGAAACCACUACCAAUAACAUCACAUUCACUCAAAGUGCCACACCAUUUUGCUCUGAUGAUUUUACUUUUAACCCAGAAAAAAGUCCAGUCUCUUUUUCCCCACUUAAACCAAAUGACUUCAUUGAUCUAGAUAAAUUGAUGAUCAAUUUCAAUCCCAUCCCCACCCCAGCUAUCACUAGUAUGCCAAAAAUCAAUACCACCACCAACACUGUCCCAUCCCCCUUGACAACCACCAUCCCCACCCACAUCACCAACAUUAACACUAGUGUUCAUGUUAUCCACACUCCCACCACUCCCCCUACCAUUACCCCCAUUAUCACUGCCACCACAACCACUAUAAUCACCCCGACCACCAUUACCCCUAUCAGAUCUGAUGCAAGCACUACCAUGACAAAAACUAGUGCUCAUGAAACCAAUCAAUAUCCCACCAAUUAUAAUUUCCCAAUACUCGCUGGGCAACAACAGAUUCAAAAAAACAUCAACAAUCAAGUGUCUCUUCCCAAACCUGUUGCAUGCAUUGAUAUCACAACCGCUCAUUUUGACCGUGCAUACAACCAUCCAUCAGUUGUACUAUUUGGAUCGAGAAAAAGAAAACAUAAUAACCAAAUGGCACUGGUAUGCUAUAUGAGGGAGGAUGAGCUUCCAAAAGACCCGUGGGCGUGGAGGAAAUAUGGGCAAAAACCCAUUAAAGGGUCACCACAUCCAAGGAGCUAUUACAAAUGUAGCACUUGGUCAGAUUGUCCAGCAAGAAGAAAGGUUGAAAAAUGCAAAACUCAAGAGAGCACUUAUAUUGUGACAUAUGAAGGAGAGCACAAUCAUGCAAAGCCAACAUUUAAUAAGAACGUUGUUGUUGGUACCUCCCAGUGCAAGUCACCAAAGACUGGAUUACACUCUGCGGAAGAAAUUGGAUCAUCUACAAACAUCACAAAGUCAGGUUCGCCUAAUGUGGUGAUGUUGCAGAUUGAUCAUCCGGAGAGCAGCAAUGCUCAGGUUCUCGCUGAUCAAUCAAAAAUCCUUUAUCCCGAAAUGGAACUAUUAGAGAGUCAAUUACCUGUUGUUGAAGAAGUUGGAUCAUCCUCAAAUGUUAGAAACUUGGGUUCACACAACAAAAUGAUUAUUGAAUUUGAUGAGCCACAAAGUAGCAAUGUUACGGGUGUUGUUGGUGACUCAAACCUCCCUUAUUCUGAAACUGGAUUCAUUGGAAGCUUUGAUGAUGAUGAUGACAUUUUGAUACCAAACAUAACAGCUUGGUCAGAAGAUUAUUUAAUGGACUUCAACCGCCUCAAUGGUGUUGCUAUAUUCCCUUAGUUUGGUAUAACCCAAAGAGCUUGCUUAGUUUGAGUUGAUUUAGUUUUGAGUUGAACUCUAAAUAAUAUAUUUUAUGGUUUUUCUUGUUGCUGCAAUCUUGCCCAAAAUAAAGAUUGUUAAUUGCUAACU